Oppia nitens is the source of this 833-nucleotide messenger RNA. RefSeq lists its product as uncharacterized. Bases 1 to 789 code for a protein of 262 amino acids. The record is from RefSeq and is a predicted model, not a curated record. Lineage: Eukaryota; Metazoa; Arthropoda; Arachnida; Sarcoptiformes; Oppiidae. The transcript is spliced from 3 exons.
AUGUUUAAAAUUUUUAUUUCACUAUUGUUUUCCAUAACAAUAAUAAUAAUAACAACUAUCGGUAAUCAUAUAGUAGUGGUCAGUGGCCAACAAACAACAACACCUAAUAAUAAUAAUAAUAAUAGCAUACCGUGUAAUAAAAACGGCGAAAAACAAGUGGACGCACUGUUGGCCCGUGUAUUGACUUUCGGUGAUUCUGGCCGCGAGUUUCCCGAAUCUCAAGACCAGAUACCGGCGUUUUGCAAUGAAACACAAUUAUUAGUUAAAUCAGUGGAACAGUAUGUAAAAAAAUGUACAAAAACACAACUAUCCAAACAAUUGUUUUCCGUCUAUGUAUUUACAAUUAAAUCACAAUUGACACAACUGUGCAAAACCAAACCGACCCAACGGCUCCGGGAUAUGUUGUCGGCAUCCAAAUGUGUUAAUCGGGCGAAACCAGUGUUUACGAAAUGUGUCCAGAGGACAGUCGACCACUUGCAACGUAUCCGAUUGCUGGCCUCGGAUACCAUGAAAAUACCGCACCUGUGCUGUGAAUACAAUACAAACAAACAGUGCAAUCGGGAGGGAUCGGCAAAAAUAACCGACUGUACGGACAGGGAUAUGGAAAUUGUCGACCGUUUUGUCGACAGUGUGGCCGGCAAUUCAAUGAACCUAUUGUGCGGCGAUUAUGACGAGUCAUCCGAUAAGUGUAAAUCAUUGCCGAAAUUACCGAAAAAUAUCAAAAAACCACAAAAAUUUAAAUCAUUUUUCAUACCAUCUAUUGAAGUAAUAUCCAGUUUGCAGUCAUAAUAGAUAGACAGACAGUUAGACAGACAGUUAGACAGACAGUUAGA